Messenger RNA from Andrographis paniculata, 1121 nucleotides. Its product is annotated as SUMO-conjugating enzyme SCE1. The transcript has 5 exons. Bases 304 to 786 code for a protein of 160 amino acids. The record is from RefSeq and is a predicted model, not a curated record. Gene Ontology annotation, cellular component: nucleus. Lineage: Eukaryota; Viridiplantae; Streptophyta; Magnoliopsida; Lamiales; Acanthaceae. Gene Ontology annotation, biological process: protein sumoylation. Gene Ontology annotation, molecular function: SUMO conjugating enzyme activity.
CAGCAUCAGCAAUCCCUCAUUGUACUUUUACAUUUCUACCCUUUCCAUUCAGAUCUAAUCUGGACCGUCCAUUCCAAUUCCCGAAAAGAAAAUUAAAAUUGCAUAUUCCUUUUACCGGCCGCUUCCCUUUGCGCUAAAUUAAAAGGCAAACGCAAAAGCAAAAACUCCUCGAAAAACUGCGAUUCAAAAUUGUGGGCUACACACAAGUAGAGAGAGAUAGAGAUAGGACGUAGAGAUAGAGGGUUAGAGAGAGAGAGAGAGAGAGAGAGAGAGAGAGAGAGAGGGCAUUUUGGGAGAAGAAGAAUGUCGGGAGGAAUUGCUCGCGGGCGGCUGGCUGAAGAACGGAAGGCUUGGCGGAAGAACCACCCUCAUGGUUUUGUGGCUAAACCUGAGAGUCUUCCCGAUAGUACAGUUAAUUUAAUGGUGUGGCACUGUUCGAUCCCGGGGAAGGCAGGGACUGAUUGGGAGGGCGGUCAUUACCCCCUUACAAUGCACUUUAGUGAAGAUUAUCCAAGCAAGCCACCAAAGUGUAAAUUUCCGCCAGGUUUUUUCCAUCCUAAUGUGUAUCCAUCUGGAACUGUUUGCCUGUCGAUUCUCAAUGAAGAUAGUGGUUGGCGGCCGGCAAUUACUGUGAAGCAAAUUUUAGUUGGUAUCCAAGAUUUGUUGGACCAGCCUAAUCCGCUUGAUCCAGCUCAAACUGAGGGCUACCAUAUGUACAUCCAGGAUCCUGUGGAAUACAAGAAGCGGGUUCGGGCGCAGGCCAAGCAAUAUCCUUCUCUGGUCUAAGAUCUGGAUGCAUAUUCUCUAUUUUCUUAUCAUCGGUGUCUAGUUUCAUCGUGCAAAGUUGUUGCUGUGAAGGUUGCUUUAAAUUUAAAUAGACAAGACUAUUUUGUGCCGAAGUGGUAUGGCGAUGGGAUUUACAAGACUAUGUUGUUACUUAUAACUAGUGUGUGUGUGUGUGUUUUCUUGUUAAAGGGACAAGUGAAUUUAUCUAUAUAAUGCAUUCAGAGCCCUAAUCUUGUUGUGGCAAAAUUUGUUGGAUAUAGUUUGUGAUUAUAUUGUAUUUCCGGAAUUGUGAUGUUUUAGAUAGCCCUUUAAUGCACACAUGAUUGUCCAACUUA